Molecule: messenger RNA, 2109 nt
Organism: Pelobates cultripes (western spadefoot toad)
Lineage: Eukaryota; Metazoa; Chordata; Amphibia; Anura; Pelobatidae
Source: the annotation of a GenBank genome assembly
AGUAGUGAGCGGCGUGCGCAGGGCUCCACACUAGCUGAACAAUACAGUUGCAAAAUGGCAAAAGGUGAUCCGAAGAAGCCGAAAGGCAAGAUGUCUGCUUAUGCCUACUUUGUGCAGACAUGUCGUGAGGAGCACAAGAAGAAGAACCCUGAAAUUCCUGUCAACUUUGCAGAGUUCUCCAAGAAAUGCUCAGAGAGAUGGAAGAUAAUGUCAGCCAAGGAAAAAUGCAAAUUUGAGGAUCUGGCAAAACAAGAUAAAGUGCGAUAUGACCGGGAGAUGAAAGACUUUGGACCUGUCAAGGGAAGCAAGAAGAAGAAGGAUCCUAAUGCUCCUAAAAGACCACCAUCUGGAUUUUUCCUGUUCUGCUCAGAAUUCCGUCCUAAAAUAAAAUCCACAAAUCCUGGCAUCUCUAUUGGUGAUGUAGCAAAAAAACUGGGUGAGAUGUGGAAUAACUUGAGUGACAGUGAGAAGCAGCCCUACAAUAAUAAGGCCGCUAAACUGAAGGAAAAGUAUGAGAAGGAUGUUGCGGACUACAAGUCCAAAGGUAAAGUUGAUUGCGCUAAGGUUGCUCCUAAAGUUGCCCGGAAAAAGGUUGAGGAAGAUGAUGACGACGAUGAUGAAGAGGAUGAGGAAGAUGAAGAGGAGGAGGAUGAUGAUGAAUAAAGAAGUUGUAUAUUCUGUCCAUGUGAAUACCAUAGAGUAGGGGAACCGCCACCUGUUGCUGUCUUACAUGAUGGUCAACUACCCUCAUUAGGUUUAAUUGCAAAAUUGGGUUCUGAUCAUAGUUUCAACAAAAAAGCUCAUGGAGUUGCAACAGGUUUACAUUAUGUAGCCAUGUCUUUAAAACGAGCAAUCUGAAACUGUAUCAAAGUUGUAUAUAUUUCCAAACAUUUUUAAAAAUGAAAAGGCGCUAUAGUGUUCUCCUUACUCUGUGCACUUUGCUGUUGGUGUAACAAAGCAUUUAAAAAUGUUUCAAGCAUUUUUAUUUUUUUUAUUUAAGGUGUUACUAAAUGUUUUUUUGAUUUAGAAAAUCCUGGGUUCUAAACUGUACAUAUCUAAUCUGUAAACUAGACCAGUUCCUAAUGGUGCAUAUUUUUGGAGUGGUUGGUACUUCAAGGUUUAAACUUUCCUGGAUUUUAACACCUUCCUAGGGUUUGCCUUUGAGGCCAAAAGCAUGCACGUUGAGAUCAAUUUUUACACUACAUUAGGCGUCAGUUUAGCUCUUUUCUUUUUUUUCCUUUCUGUAUAUAGUGAAAUAGCAUUCUGCCAUUGGUUGUCAAAGGGGUUCAGCUGGCAUGAGAAACAUGGAUUAUUUUUUUUUAAUAAAAAAAAAUAGUUAAGUGCAGUAGUUUUUAAACUAAGACUGUAUUCAUGUCUUCCCUGAAUAAAGUGAAGAUUGAGUACAGUAUCUGGAAGUUCAAAAACAUUCUGUACAUUUACCUUACUUGCAUUGGUUUUUUUUGUUCUGUUUUAUUUUUUGUCUAGAAUGCUGAAAUGUUUUUGAAGCAAAAUAAAACAGUAUUACAUUUUUAAGACUGUUCUUGACAAGAUUCUAACUGACAUGUUGGUUUUACUGUAAUCUAGUCACAGGUUGUCUUGCUGUAUCUGAAGGCUGCUGUUUACUUGGCACAUAAAGCUGGUUUAUUGUAUUGCUUUUAUUUAGCAGCACUAAUUAAAAAUAAAUAAAUAAAAAAUCACUAGAUGCAAACUUGCAAAAUAAGUAAUGACUCGCUCUACCAGUUAGAGGUUUUUGCAACUCUAAAUAUAAUCUGGCCACUGCCCGAAAAGUUUGCAUAGUUAACUGUGCCUUACACUUUCCCUUAAAGUGUAUCCACAAGAUUGGAAGUUUAUACUAGUCUGGCUAGUAAGUCUUAUUGCUUAUAUGAUUGUUUGGACUAGUAACCACCACCCAACUUUUUGUUUUCUACAAAAAUCUUUUUAUCACUUCAGUUUAUUUACAACCUCUUUUGUGGCCCAUGCUACAGGUUUCAUAUUGUAUUCUCCUGUUUUUCAGAAUUGUUUUGGAACUGUUACAGUAUAUACAUGUAAAACUUUUCAUAGUUUAAAUAUGGAAUAUUAAAACAACUUUAACUCCAAAAAAAAAAAAAA